CUCCGGGCUGUGCUCUCCGUUUCCAUCCGCUCAGCUUUUCCGGCGAAUCCAAAACCUCUUCGACACCGUAUAUCACUAUUUCAUCCAGGUUCGCUAACCGAUAACUUGGAGACGAAGAAAUUCAAACGCAUGUCUUAUCAAGCCGGAAUCCAAACAAGGAAUUUCCCGGCACCUAUGUGGAGAGCAGUGCCGAUUAGUCAUUGUGAUUUACUUCCUUGAAUUGUGAGACUGGAAGAGAUCAUGCAGGGGCUUCACAACCACCAGCAGCAGUUAGCGGCACUCCUUGCGGCGGCGCUUCCCAAGGACGACCCCUCUAAAUCAACACAAACGGCACCGCUGCCGCCAACUUGGUCGCCGUCACAGCCGUCUUCAUCCACUGCGCCACCAUCACGGGAAGACGAUUCCUCCAGAAUAGCAGCCAUAGCCUCACUUCACAGCGCUAUUGUCUAUCCCCCUAAUUCCAUCCUCGUCAGUCACUCCGCCUCUUUUUUAGCUCAGGGAUUCUCCCAGCUUCUAUUGGACAAGUGCUAUUCAGUGCGUCACCCGGCUGCUAGAGGUUAUGGUGCUUUGUGCGCUGUGAUUUGUUCUAUUUCCAUGGGCCCAAGUGGAAGGCAGAACCAUGUCGUACUUGGAAGUUUGGUUGACCAGUUCAUUAGUUGGGCUUUGUCAUUGAUUGGGAAUGUUGGAGAUGUGUCGUGGGAUGUUGCUCUGGAAGGUCUUCACGAGUUUUUAACUAUAGGGGAUGCUGGAGCAGUUGAGAGAUUUGCUUUGCCAAUUCUCAAAUCUUGCCAAGACGUUCUUGAAGAUGAGAGGACCUCCUUCAAUUUACUUAGUAGGCUACUUGAUGUUUUAACACUAAUCUCUUUGAAGUUCUUUAGAUGUUUCCAGCCACAUUUUGUAGAUAUUGUUGAUCUACUUCUUGGAUGGGUGCUGGUACCAGACAUUGCAGAUUCUGAUAGACGUGUUAUUAUGGAUAGUUUCUUGCAGUUUCAGAAAUACUGGGUGAAUAACAUGCAGUUCUCCCUGGGACUGCUCUCAAAAUUUUUGGGAGAUAUGGAUGUUUUGCUUCAAGAUGGAAGCCCUGGUACUUUGCAGCAAUUCCAAAGAUUACUUGCUCUGCUCUCUUGCUUUACUUCGGUGUUACAGUCCAUGGCAUCAGGUUUGUUGGAGAUGAACAUCCUUGAAAAAAUCAACGAACCUCUUUGCAAAAUGGUUCCUAUUCUGUUGGGGUGCAUAUCUUUAAUUGGAAGGAAAUUCGGCUGGUCAAGAUGGGUAGAAGAUUCUUGGAAAUGUUUAACUUUAUUGGCAGAGAUUUUAACGGAUCAGUUUUCGCCAUUCUACAGCAUUGCUGCUGACAUUCUGUUUCAAAGCUUGGACAUGGAAGGUAAAGAUCAAGCUAUAGGGUCAACGACGCUUACUUCCGUUCAGGUUCAUGGGGUUCUAAAAACCAAUUUACAGUUGCUGUCUUUGCAAAAGCUUGGACUUUCUCCACCAUCUGUGCACAAAAUUUUACACUUUAGUGCACCUAUAUCCAAGCUGCGCUUGCAUCCAAACCGCUCAGUGACAGGAAGUUGUGCUGCUACAUAUAUCUUCUUGCUUCAACAUGAAAAGAAUGAAAUUGUUGAAAUGUCAGUAAGUACAGUGCUGGAAGAGCUUGAGCCAUUGAGAAGAGCACUUGGAAGAACUUUUUGUUGCGGGGAUAAUUUAUGUAAUAUUGCAGUGCCCAAGUCUUAUUCAAAAUCUGAACUGGUUGCAUUAAUCAAAUUUAAUUUAACAGUGUUGAUAAGCUGUGUUUCUUUGGUUGGGUCAGGCAGUUUUAAUGGCCAAGGAGAAACUGAUACCCUAUGCAUUAGUAGGUCAGAAAAAUUGAUUCCUCGUAUCACCGACGUACUGGACCCUUUUAACUCCAUUAUGCAGAAUGAUGUGGAGUUGCAAGUCACCGUUGUGAGAACGUUAGAAAGGCUGGCUGUAGUAGAAUUUUUAUGCAGGUGCUCCUUGGCCAAACAAAGAACUGGAGAAGCUUCCCAACCGUCAGCAUCACAAAAUUCCCACAAGGAUGAAGAUUGGAGGCACCAACUUCCAGCUAUAAUCUUACAACACCUGAAAAAAUUUCGUAAUCUUCUUUGCAAAGCUAUUCAUCCUUCAUCUCCAUUCACACUUAGGAUAGAAGGACUGCAAUGGAUGUAUACAUUAUCUGGACAUGUUAUUAGCAUAUAUGAGAAUCCAAAGACACCAUUUUUUCCUUGCGACGUUUCUGGCUAUGUUGAGGUUUUCCAGGAUUUGUUGUUUUCUGUUUUGGGCGCUGCUUCAGACAGUGAAUAUAAAGUGAGGUCUCUUGUGGCAUCAGUACUGGAGAGGCUUCUGCAAGCUAAACUCAUCCAUCCCGCACAUUUCCUUCUUACUGCUGAGAUUGUCCUUUUAAAACUUGGUGAUCCAGAUAACGACAUAAGAAAUGCUUUUGUAAGGGUGCUUUCAGUAGUGCUACCUCUAGCAGUGUAUUUUUGUUUUCUCAAUGAUGAUGGACUUUCUACAACAUGCAGACCAGGAGAUUGUAAAAUAAGUAGCAGAUCCAACUUGCAGUGGAAGCAACUUUUUGCACUCAAGCAGCUACCACAGCAACUUCAUUCACAUCAGCUUGUUUCCAUUCUCAGUUACCUUGCACAGCGAUGGAAAGUUCCACUUUCUUCUUGGAUCCAUAGGCUUAUUUGCAACUGUAGAAGGUCAAACAUUAUCUCUUUGACCCAGCUUGAGGAGACAGCUGAUGAUGGCACUAAUGGAUUGUUGUGGGAUAUCAAAGUGGAUGAGGAGACACUUGAAAGAGCUUGCUCCACCGAUAUCCUUGCUGGUGCAUGGUGGGCUAUAAAUGAAGGGGCUAGAUAUUGUAUUACUACGCGCCUCAGAACUAAUCUUGGGGGGCCAACACAAACUUUUGCUGCAUUGGAGCGCAUGCUUCUGGAUGUUGCGAAUGUGCUAAAACUUGAUGCUGAUGAAAGUGAUGGGACCUUAAAUAUCAUUAGCUCUUCUUAUGCCCACUUGUUGCCUAUGAGAUUAUUAUUUGAUUUUGUCGAAGCUUUGAAGAAAAAUGUAUACAAUGCAUAUGAAGGAUCACUUGUUUUACCUUGUGCUUCUAGGCAGAGUUCUUUAUUUUUUAGGGCAAAUAAAAAGGUGUGUGAGGAAUGGUUUUCCAGGAUAUGUGAGCCAAUGAUGAAUGCUGGAUUAGCACUUCAUUGUCAUGAUGCUGCAGUUCAUUAUUGUGCUUUGCGUUUACAGGAGCUUAAAAAUCUUGUUGCUUCAUCAAUGAGAGAAAAGUCAAGAGCCCAACUGGCUGAUAACCUUCAAAAUAUCAGAGGUAGGCUUUCUGGAGAUGUUAUGAGAGUUUUGCGACAUAUUACAUUGGCUUUAAGCAAAAGUCACGAGCCGGAGGCAUUAAUUGGCAUACAAAAAUGGGCUACUACAGCGUUUUCUUCAUUGUUUAAAGAUGACAAGCAGUAUGUUAAUGACAGAGGGACACUGGGGUGUUUUUCUUGGAUUAAUGGGUUGGUGUAUCAAGCUAAGGGUCAGCAUGAAAAAGCUGCUGCUCACUUUAUUCAUUUGUUACAGACUGAAGACUCACUUACACUUAUGGGCUCUGACGGUGUGCAAUUUACCAUAGCUCGUAUCAUAGAGAACUAUGUAGCAGUUUCUGAUUGGAAGUCUCUUGAAUCAUGGCUGUUGGAAUUGCAAACACUUCGUGCCAAGCAUGCUGGAAAAAGUUACUCAGGUGCAUUAACCACUGCUGGCAAUGAAAUAAACUCUAUACAGGCAUUGGCUCACUUCGAUGAGGGUGAGCUACAGGCAGCAUGGUCAUGCCUUGAUUUAACCCCAAAAAGUAGCAAUGAACUAACCCUUGAUCCGAAAUUGGCACUUCAAAGGAGUGAACAAAUGCUCUUGCAGGCUAUGCUUUACCAAAUUGAUGGAAAGGUGGACAAGGUGGCACAGGAGUUGCAGAAGGCAAAGUCAAUGCUGGAGGAGCCAUUGUCUGUUUUACCCCUCGAUGGGCUGUCAAGGGCAACACCAUAUGUCAACCAGUUAUAUUGUCUCUUGGCAUUUGAAGAUGGUUCUAAGCUCAAUGAAGACCAACACCAAAGUUUUCCAUCGCUAUUAAAUUCAUAUCUUCAAACAAUGUAUUUCCCUAUCAACCAGAUUCAUCAGGAUUGCAGUAUAUGGCUAAAAGUUCUGCGAGUGUAUAGAACUGCACAUCCAUCUUCUCCUUUAACACUUAAGCUUUGCAACAAUGUGAUGAGCCUUGCCCGUAAGCAAGGAAACAUAAGAUUGGCACAUCGUCUUGAAAAAUAUCUGACGGACAAUAUAUCUACUUGCCCACAGGGCAGUACACGUGAUAAUAUAAUUUCUUGUUUGAAUUAUGAGCGAAUAAUACUGAAGUAUGCUGAAAACAAGAUUGAAGAUGCAUUCACCACUAUGUGGUCAGUUCUGCGUCCUUGCAUGGUCUCACCGUCAGCUGCAUCUUCUAAUUACUUUGACAAUGCUUUGAAGGCAAAGGCAUGUCUGAAACUCUCUCGUUGGUUAAAACACAACACUUCACAUGCAGGAUUGAAAGAUACAGUCCUCAAAAUGAAAGAUGACUUCAAUUGCCAUGAAAAUUAUUGUGGCAAAGAAGGAUCUAGUUUUUAUUAUGCCCCUCUACCUUCAAAGGAAAAUGUGAACCUUAUUUAUGAGGAAUUUAUGGGCACUGCUACAAAGUUGUCUUCUCUUCUGUGCCCCACCAUGGGAAAGUCAUGGAUAUCAUAUGCUGUUUGGUGUUUAACUCAAGCUAGAUCAUCCAUGCUCGUACCUGCUGAAAGUGCCCUCCAGUAUUGUACAUUUUCUCCCAUUCUUACUUCUGAACUUCUUCCCGGAAGGUUUAGGUUAACGAAUGAAGAGUUAUUGGAAGUGAAAGAGAUUGUUUUUCAAUUACUUUGGAAUAUAUCUCUUGUAAAAGAGUUGAAUGAAAAUGAGGGAGAUUUUGAUUUGAGUUUCAGAUCUUCUGAACAUAUAGCAAAUGAAGGUCAUACUAGGCCUUUAUUGCAGCGGAUUGUAGAUAUUAUCGAGUCUGAAGCUGGAGCUCCUGGAACUGAAGAUUUUUGCGGGGAACGUCUGUGUGCGACUGUAACUUCUAAGUUGCAGAAAUGCUUUGAAACAAUGAAGUUACCCAUGGAAGAAGCUUCUUUGGUUUCCCUGAUUGGUGAUUUGGUUGAUAUUUGGUUGUCUUUGAGGAGGAGGAGAAUCUCUCUUUUUGGUCAUGCGGCCCAAGGGUUUUUGAAUUUCCUUUCACAUACAUCUUCAAGAAGUUUUGAUGGACAAUUAAAUGGAUUUGAUAGAGUUUCAAAGUAUAAGACCAUGAGUUAUACUCUCAAAGCCACACUAUAUGUCUUGCAUAUUCUUGUCAAUUAUGGACUUGAGCUAAAAGAUACCAUUGGGCCUGCAUUUUCUGCAGUUCCUAUGCUACCAUGGCAGGAAAUAAUUCCUCAACUUUUUGCUCGAUUGUGCUCCCAUCCCGAGCAAGUAGUUCGGAAGCAGGUAGAGAGCUUACUAGUAAUGCUAUCGAAGCUGUCUCCUUGGUCAGUUGUGUAUCCAACUCUUGUUGAUGUUAAUUCUUGUGAAAAGGAACCUCCUGAAGAGCUUCGCCAGAUACUAGCUUGUUUGAACAAGCUAUAUCCUAAAUUAGUUCAAGAUGCCCAGAUGAUGAUUAAAGAACUUGAAAAUGUAACAGUCCUUUGGGAGGAACUUUGGCUCAGCACUCUUCAAGAUCUUCAUGCAGAUGUAAUGAGACGCAUACAUUUGCUGAAAGACGAGGCUGCACGAAUUGCAGACAAUGUAACUCUGAGCCAUGGGGAGAAGAGUAAGAUAAAUGCUGCUAAAUACUCGGCGAUGAUGGCUCCUAUAGUUGUUGUUUUAGAGCGGCGCUUAUCUUCUACUUCUCGAAAACCUGAAACACCUCAUGAAAUGUGGUUCGAUGAAGUUUACAAAGAGCAAAUUAAAUCUGCAAUUUCAAACUUCAAGAUACCUCCUGCAUCCAGUGCUGCACUUGGGGAUGUUUGGCGACCAUUUAACAACAUUGCUGUGUCUUUGGCAUCUUAUCAAAGGAAGUCACCAAUAUCCCUAGCUGAAGUUGCUCCACAGCUGGCUCUUCUCUCAUCAUCUGACGCUCCAAUGCCGGGUCUCGAGAAGCAAAUAAUAUAUUCUGAACCAGAAGAGGGUGCUACUGCUCCCAAGGAAAUUAUCACAAUUGCUUCGUUCUCUGAACAAGUAACUAUUUUAUCAACCAAAACAAAACCGAAAAAGAUUUUGAUUGUGGGGUGUGAUGGGGAAAAGUACAUCUAUCUGCUAAAAGGGAGAGAAGAUCUGCGUCUUGAUGCAAGGAUCAUGCAGCUACUUCAAGCAAUAAAUGGCUUACUACAUUCUUCAUCUUUAACUGUAGGUCAGCCUGUUGGCAUUCGCUUUUACUCUGUGACUCCCAUUAGUGGACGUGCCGGUCUCAUUCAGUGGGUUGAUAAUGUAGUAAGCAUUUAUAGUGUCUUUAAGGUCACCGUCUCAGCCCAAGUCCAACUACUCCACUUCUCCCUUCAUGAAAACCUAGAAAUGAAUGAGACUCCUAACCACCUUCUUCAUCAUGAGCUCUGGUGUGCAAGUGAAGGGUUCAGAGCCUUCCAUUCAAAACAAAAGAGGUAUUCUGGCAGCUUAGCAGCCAUGAGUAUUGUUGGCCACAUGCUUGGCUUAGGAGAUCGGCAUUUAGAUAAUAUUCUUAUUGAUUUUUGUACUGGUGACAUAGUGCAUAUCGAUUACAAUGUGUGUUUUGAUAAAGGGAAAAGACUAAAGAUCCCCGAAAUUGUGCCAUUCCGCUUGACUCAGACAAUUGAAGCAGCUUUAGGCAUCACUGGGGUUGAGGGUACUUUUAGAGCAAACUGUGAAGCAGUUCUUGGUGUUCUGAAGAAAAACAAGGACAUAAUUUUGAUGCUCUUGGAAGUCUUUGUUUGGGAUCCCCUUGUAGAUUGGACACGUGGAGAUGUUCAUGAUGAUGCAGCAAUUUUUGGUGAGGAAAGAAAGGGGAUGGAGCUUGCAGUAAGCUUGAGUUUAUUUGCUUCCCGCAUGCAAGAAAUUCGUGUUCCCUUGCAGGAGCAUCAUGAUCUUUUAGUAUCAACUUUACCCGCUGUCGAAUCUGCUCUUGAGAGACUUUCAACCAUCCUAAACCAGUAUGAGAUCGUCUCUGCUCUUUUCUACCGCGCUGACCAAGAGAGAUCUAACCUUGCUAUACAAGAGACGUCUGUAAAGUCGAUUGUUGCCGAAGCAUCUUCCAAAUCAGAAAAAAUCCAAGCAUCACUUCAAAUGCAGGCUAGACAAUUCGCACAAGCACAAGCCAUGGUAGUGGAGAAAACUCAAGAAGCUACAACCUGGAUUGAGCAACAUGGCAGAGUUCUUGAUGCUAUCAGAAGCAAUUUAGUCCCAGAAAUUAAUGCACAUAUAAAUCUGAAUGAUGCAGAGCAUACCUUUUCUUUGACAUCGGCCGUGCUAGCAGCUGGAGUCCCUUUAACAGUUGUUCCUGAGCCCACCCUUGCUCAGUGCCAAGAUAUAGACAGGGAAGUUUCUCAGCUAGUUGUAGAGCUGGAUCAUGGACUUUCUUCGGCAGCAAGUGCUCUUCAAACAUAUUGCCUUGCCCUGCAAAGAAUUUUGCCACUUAAUUACCAUACAACUAGUCCAGUGCAUGAUUGGUCACAGAUUUUGCAGCUUGCUGCAAAUGCUCUUUCUUCUGACAUUUUGUCACUCAGUAGAACGCAAGCAAGCGAACUUAUUGGAAAGUCGCCUAUGGGCGAAUUUGAUGCAGUUAAAAUCAGAUACAAUGAGCUUUGUUUUAAAGUAGGACAAUAUGCUGCAGAAAUAGGGAGACUAGAAGAAGAGUGUGCAGAGUUGGCGAGCUCCAUUGGACAAGAAACUGAAUCAAAGGCUAAGGAGUGUCUUUUGUCUGCCUUCUUGAAGUGCAUGCAGCCCACUAGUCUUGAGAGGAAGGAAGAUUCCAGUGAAGUGGGAUCAUUAAGUCUUAAAGAACUACAAGAUGCUGGAUAUCUAGAAAAGUUUGAAGUGAACAAGCCAAAACUUCCAACUAUUUUAACUGUUGCAGUCUGUUCUUUAUAUAGUGACAUCAAGCAUAAGUUAGUUGGUGGCUUAACUAGUUUCACAGGAGCAGAGAUUCUGCCACAGUCCAAUUUGGGAGCCCUUUUCUGUGAAUUUGAAGAACAGACAGAGAAAUGCAUGCUUAUAGCUAGUUUUUUAAACGAAAUGCAUCGGUAUAUCAGCCCAGUUUUAGACUCUGCUGCCUUUCCAUUUGAGGUCAACUGGGCAUCAGUGUUCAAGACCAGUCUGCUUUCAUGCAAAAAAUUAGUCCAGGAAAUGAUUGAGUGUGUUUUGCCCGAAGUCAUGAAAACUGUGAUUAUGUUCAAUUCAGAAGUUAUGGAUGCUUUUGGCUCAAUCUCUCAAAUCCGCAGAUCAAUUGAUAUAGCACUUGAGCAGCUUAUUGAAGUGGAAGUAGAGAAGGCUUCUUUAAUUGAGCUUGAAAAAAAUUACUUUGUAAAGGUUGGUGUCAUCACAGAACAACAGUUAGCUCUUGAAGAAGCUGCCAUCAAGAGUAGAGAUCAUUUAUCUUGGGAAGAAGCCGAUGAACUAGCGUCACAAGAGGAAGUUUGUAGAGCCCAACUAGACAAACUUCACCGGACAUGGAACCAGAAGGAUAUGCGAACGUCAUCUCUUGUGAAGAAAGAAACUAAUAUCAGGAGUGCUUUGGUGUCCUCUGAGGAUAAUUUGCAAUCUCUAAUUAUUACGGAAGAGGAUAGAAAAACACAUGCCCUUAGAAGCAGAGUGCUUCUGACUCUAUUAUUGCAACCCUUUUCUGAGUUAGAGUCAGUGGAUAAAGCAUUAUCUUCGCUUGGUCUACCUAUUGCAUCUAGUACCACUGGGAUUUCUCAUCUUGCAAGCUCAAUGAAUUCAGGAAACCUGAUGUCUGGGUAUAUAUGGAAUUUUCUGGGCAUAGUAUCUAGCAGUAAUGCUUUUUUUAUAUGGAAGAUUUCCAUGGUUGAUUCUUUUCUUGACUCCUGUGCGCAUUAUGCUGGAUUACCUGUUGCUCAAAAUUUGGGAUUUGACCAGCUAGUGGACGCGGUAAAGAAGGUAAUUGAACCACAGCUUCAGAAAGGUGUUGGGCAGUACCUUAAAGAGAGAGUCGCUCCUCUUCUUUUGGAAAUGUUAGAGAAAGAAACUGAAUCACUUAAGAAAAUGGCAGAGUCAAGCAAAGACCUUACAUUUGAUCAGAUUAAGAAUAGUUUAGAGACUAUACAAGAAGUGCAAAUUAUGCUUGAGGAGUACUGCAAUGCACACGAAACUGUCAGAGCAGCAAGGUCAGCCAUUUCUCUCAUGAAGAGGCAGGUGAAUGAGUUAAAGGACAACCUUCUGAAGACUAGUUUGGAAAUUGUUCAGAUGGAAUGGAUGUAUGAUAUGACUGUGAGCCCGUUGCAAAGCCACAAAAUGAUGUCUCAUAAAUUUCUUGCAAGUGGUGACAAAAUAAUUCCAAUUCUUCUUAAUAUCAGCAGACCAAAAUUGAUCGAAAGUUUGCAAUCAUCCAUUGCAAAGAUAGCUAAAUCACUAGAAGGAAUACAUGUGUGUGAGAGAACAUUUGUCAAUGCAGAAGGGCAACUAGAGAGAGCAAUGGGCUGGGCUUGCGGAGGUGGGUGUACCAGUGCAUCUAGUAAUGCAUCAGUAAAGAAUCCAGGAAUACCCCUUGAAUUUCAUGAACAUCUUAUUAGGCGCAGGCAGUUGUUGUCUGAAACUCGAGAAAAGGCGUCAGAUGUGAUGAAACUAUGCAUCUCUAUUUUGGAAUUUGAAGUGUCAAGGGAUGGAUUUUUUCGGGGUUCAGAAGAACUUUGUACAUCAAGGAUUAAUUCAGAUGGAAGGAUCUGGGAGCAAGCUUACCUUAAUUCUAUAACAAAUUUGGAAGAUUCAUUUCACUCUUUUACAAGAACUGAACAAGAAUUGAAACACGCACAGAGCAGUGUGGAGAUAGCUUCCAGUAGUUUACUCACUGCAGCUAAUGAACUCUGCAUUGCUUCUGUCAAAGCAACUUCGGCAUCAGGGGGUCUGCAAAAUACUAUUCUUGCAAUGAGGGAUUGUGUUUAUGAAGCAAGUGUUGCCCUAUCGGCCUUCGGAAGCAUUUCAAGAAGGCAUACUGCUAUGACAUCUGAAUGUGGCUCCAUGCUUGAAGAGGUCCUAGCUGUAACAGAAGGGGUGCAUGAUGUUCACAGUAUAGCAAAGGAGGCUGUGGCUUUGCAUUCCUCCAUGAUGGAAGAUUUGUCAAAGGUCUGUACUAUUUUACUUCCACUUGAAACUCUGCUAUCGAAGGAUGCUACUGCCCUGUCUGAAGCAAUGGCGAAGGAGAAAGAGACAAAUGCAGAGAUAUCACCAGUCCAUGGACAAGCAAUUUUCCAGUCUUACCACUCAAAAAUCCAGGAAACUUAUCAAUCAUUCAAGCCUUUGGUUCCCUUUGUUACAUCAUCUGUCAAAGGACUUCUAUCCAUGCUCACCAAGCUAGCACAAUCUGCAAGUCUACAUGCAGGAAACCUUCACAAAGCUCUUGAAGGAUUAGGAGAAAUCCAGGAAAUCAGUUCAGAUGAUCUUAAUCCAUUACAUCCUGAUAUCUUUAAUCUUGAUAACAUUUACAACAUGAAAAAUGAGAUUUCUGGAAGUGACGGGGAGACAGGUGAAAUUUUUAUUGAUGUGAGCCAACUUUCGUUGAACGAAAAAGGUUGGAUAUCCCCCCCUGAAAGCAUAGCCAGUGGCAGCUCAAAUUCUGGGGUCACAUCAUCUCAGACAAGUCUAACAGAUAAUUCAAGCGGACCAGAUAGCAUCGAACCAAUUCGUCAUAGUGUUGGUGGCAGGGAGGAGCAUUCUCAUCUGUCCCCUUCCGCUGGAAUUCCUCUUCCAAAACUCUCAUCUUCUGAACCACCAAUAUAUCAAAAUAUACAGGAAAUUUCUGGAUUGAAAUUGUUGCCAAAAGUUGAAGCAUUGCCAUCCAGCCAAGUAAAGGGUGAGGGCACUAAUGAACCUGUGUUUACAAAUGCUGGAGCCUCUAGUCGGACCAGAGGGAAAAAUCAUUAUGCUGUGUCAAUUUUGAAGCGAAUGGAGAUGAAAUUAGAUGGUCGAGAUAUUGUAGAUGACAGAGAGUUAACUGUGGGCGAUCAGGUGGAUUAUUUGCUCAAGCAGGCAACCAGUAUAGAUAAUCUUUGCAAUAUGUAUGAGGGAUGGACACCUUGGAUCUGAAAGGUCUUUUAGAAUUCUUCACCAUCUGCAGAACUGCUUUGUUCAAGAAGUUUGGGGGCAGGAGGUCUGUUCGGGACUCUAAGAAGUACCUGGAGCGCUCGCCUAUACGCAUGAUAU
Cuscuta campestris is the source of this 11451-nucleotide messenger RNA. NCBI's taxonomy places the organism in Eukaryota, Viridiplantae, Streptophyta, Magnoliopsida, Solanales, Convolvulaceae. The record is from the annotation of a GenBank genome assembly.